This is a messenger RNA of Verruconis gallopava, 2698 nucleotides long. RefSeq lists its product as uncharacterized. The record is from RefSeq and is a predicted model, not a curated record. The transcript has a single exon. Gene Ontology annotation, molecular function: protein binding. NCBI's taxonomy places the organism in Eukaryota, Fungi, Ascomycota, Dothideomycetes, Venturiales, Sympoventuriaceae. The coding region runs from base 104 to 2305 and encodes 733 amino acids.
ACCAAACUCAAGUUCUCUCUACAUUUUUUCGGCCUGAUUCGUGUUCGACGCUUUCCUCAACAACAACUGCUGACGCCGAGCCCAUGUCUUUACGCUAGUGUCAAUGGCAUCAUUUGGCCAGUAUCACGAUCAGAACCUUGCAUCCCGAAACCCGUUCGCUUCUCAUCCCUCCUCGCUCUCCUCCACCUUUCAGCCACCACCGCUGCCUCCGUCCAACGCCCCGUCUCCGUCUUCUGCUUCCUCGUCUUCGUCCGCAAACAACACCUUCGUCAUGCCCGCUCCUUCAGCGAGGUCCAAGAAGCCGGCCGGCGAUUCGUACAAGCCCAAGAUCAUCACAACCGUAGGCGCAAGACCAGCAUGCUUAGUCAAUGCGUCGGUCACGUACGUCGGCAACAACCAGAUAUACGCGUUCGGCGGCUUUGAUCAGUACACAGACGAAGUGUACAAUCAUGUGUUGAGGCUGGACCUUACGACCAAGCAGUGGAGCCUGGUCGAUAACUACGGAGACAUACCUGGUGUUAGGAUGGGCCACACGGCCAACUUGUGGCAGGGAGACAAGAUUCUAGUGUACGGCGGCGAGAACGAGCACCGGGCAUACCUUUCCGACGUUAUCAUCUUCGAUCUGAAGACGGCACAUUGGACGCAGCCGGAGUUGCACGGACCGCCACCCAGAGGGAGGGCUAGACAUGCGUCCGUUAUUCACGACGAGAAAUUGUACAUCAUGGGUGGAAUGGCCGGCAAUGAGAGCUACGUGCUUGACGAUAUAUGCUACCUCGAUCUCAAGACGUGGACAUGGUCAAAGACCUGGCGGUUUGUACCUCGCUAUGAUCACACCGCCUGGAUCUGGGAUGGUAGAAUAUGGGCCUUUGGCGGGCUCGGCGAGGAUAUGGAGCGUACGAGUGAGAUCUGGUGGAUCGACCUUAGGGGAAACACGACGAAUGCCUUCGAGAGGAAACGGCCGCAGGCUCGGCUCGCAACAGGAACGGAGCGUAGUGGUCUUCCCAACACAGGCACUUCCGGUUAUGCAGCCAACACGAGCAGUUUGACCACUGCUUCUCACUCAAUGCAUAGACAGGCUAACACGCCGCAUGCUCCAGGCAGCAUUUCCUCCCUUAAGUUCUUGUCGAGUCCCAAUCUACCACCGCAGGCUGUUGGAUCACAUUUCCACAUGUUCUCAUCUGGGUGUCUGCUUGACUUUUUGACGCCAGCGACCGUCUUGUCGUCGCUCGAAACCAGUCUCUCGGCAUUAGACUUGGACACCUUGAGAUGGCAGAAACUUGCAGAUGGCAAGGAUCUGUUUCAUCCCGGCUACAGAUGGCAUUAUUGCGCCAUGGACGAGGACGGUACACAUGCUUGGCUACUAGGAUGUCCUUCAGAAUCGGCCACGGAUAACAGUGACUUGGCUUCCGAAGCUUAUCUGAGCGAUGUGCUGCCUAUUGAUCUGCGUAAACUUGGCGUUUUGGGCAACAGGCUCUCAAGCGAGGUUCGACGGAACGGCUUUUCUACACCUGCUUCAGAUAUGACGCGUGAAUCGAGUCUCCUCGGUAUCGGUGCGGACCUUGUGCAGUUGUUCGAUCAACCUCCCGAAGCGGGGGGCAGCGCUGACUUCACUGUGACUGGUGAACUGGAUGACGACGAUGAAGCUUCACAAAAUGUCUCAGAUGCAGACGGCUCGACCACAUUGAGACCAACGUCGAAACCGAUACAUGUCCAUCGCUUAAUCUUGCAAGCUCGAUGGGCCCACUUCAAUCGCAUGUAUAAUGCACAGAUGCGCGAGUUCCACACUCGCAACCUACACAUCCCUGAGCCAUACAGUGUAGUGCGCGCAUUCCUAUUCUACCUCUACACGGAUUCUAUCUAUGACAGUCGGGUCACUCUUACAGACGUAGCCGGCCUAUUGGUCAUGGCUGAUCUGUACGAUAUGCCGCGACUCCGAGUUUUGUGCGUGAAUCGCCUGGGUAAGGAGCUAGACGUCGAGCAUGCUGCAAUUAUUUGGGAGCGUGCCGGCACGGCUGGAGAGGACUGGCUUAGAAAGAAGGCAGCGACAUUCUGCAUGAAUAAUUGGGGACGCGUUGUGCGGUCGAAAAGCUUCAAGAACCUGCGCCACACGAGCCUUUUAGAAUUAUGCGAGGAGGUAGACAUUGACAGCAGGAUCUUGUCUGGGGAUGAGGUUGAGAGGCUCAGCGGCGGACUGGGAGGAUUGGGUGGUCGUGGUGCUGUCAGAAAAGGUAGCAUUGGUCUUAGUCUUGCCGAGGAGGAAACGGGUGAGGAGGACGAUGCUGAUGACGGGAUGGAUGUCAGUUGAGCUGAAAGAGAAAAGUCGCCGAAAGGCUGGACGUCUGCCGAUGCUUCUCUGGCUAGAAGAAGGAAGCCAGUUGCACGUCUCCGAGUUGGGGCGCAUAUUUUGACCAUCGAUCUCGGCGGGAAGUCUGCUAUUGUGGUGCCGCACGGGUAGGGUUUGCCUUCCCUCUUUCUUUAACAAUUUAUAUAGCGUUUCUCACGGUGUGACGAACUUUGGCAAGGCAAGCAAGUAAAUGAACCCAUGAGAAUCCAAGUACGAGCAUUUGGGAUCUGGAGCUUGGUUGACACGAUGGCGUUCUUUUGCUGAGCACGGAGCCUUUCAUUGUUGGGAGCGGAGUACGAAGCAGACAUUCUUGUAGGGACUAGUGAUAGAAAUGGAUCUUUGAUUGAAUUGCCA